UCACAGGCUUCAAACUGCCCUUAUAAAGUUGUUCCACUUUUGCAUACUUCCUCACACUGCUAGUUUCUCUGCGAAGAUGAAGCUGCUAGUUUACUUAGUCUUCCUGAAAACAGCUCUCCUUGCUUUAACAAAUGCCUCUGCAGUUGUUUUAGAAGAUGAAGAGCAUGCUAAAGAAGGAAAAGUUACGGAGACUUGUCCUAUAAAGCUCAAAACUAAUCGGAAAUGUGAUGGAGGAGAGGAUUGUCCAUAUCAGAUAAAUCUGCCUCCAAUGACCAUUCAGUUACCCAAAGAAUUCAGACUGCUUGAGAAGACUCUCAAAGAAGUACAGACCCUUAAAGAAGCAGUAAACAAGCUGAAGAAAUGCUGCCAAGAUUGCAAGCUGCAGGCAGAUGACAACCAAGAAAGAGACCGUAGUAAUGAAUUCCUGUUACCUAAUGCAGAAACUCCAGGAGAAAACAGCAAAAUCCAAGAUAACAGAGUAAGGGAACUGCAAAGCAAAGUUAACAGAAUGGCAACCAGCUUAAAAAAUGCAAAGAGCCAGAUUCAGACACUGCAGGGUCGUUUAGAGAAGAUGAGCCUCAUAAAUAUGAACAAUGUAGAACAUUAUGUUGACAGCAAAGUUGCUAAUUUGACGUUUGUUGUGAACAGCCUUGACAACAAAUGUUCUUCUAAAUGUCCAGCAAUGCAACCAAGACCUGUUAUACAGAUAAUGCAGAGAGACUGUGCUGAUCAUUACAUAGCAGGCAGAAGGAGUAAUGGAAUCUACAGGAUUAGCCCUGACCCUAGAAAUAAUAGCUUUGAAGUUUACUGUGACAUGCAAACACAUGGAGGCGGCUGGACAGUGCUGCAACGGCGUCAGGAUGGUAGCACUAACUUUAACAGAACCUGGAAUGACUACAAAAAUGGCUUUGGAAACCUCAGCAGGGAGUUUUGGCUGGGGAAUGACAAAAUUCACCUCCUGACAAAGAGCCAGGAAAUGCAACUGAGAAUUGAACUUGAAGAUUUCAAUGGUAUCAGAGAGUACGCGAAAUACGAACACUUCUAUGUGGCCAACGAAUAUCUAAAGUACCGUCUAAGUGUUCAUGGCUAUAGUGGCACAGCAGGAGAUGCCCUUCACUACAGCAAGCAUUACAACCACGAUCAAAAGUUCUUUACAACUCCGGACAAGGACAACGAUAGGUAUCCUUCAGGAAACUGUGGAGCGUACUACAGCUCUGGCUGGUGGUUUGAUGCAUGCCUGUCUGCCAACCUCAAUGGCAAGUACUACCACAAGAAAUACAAAGGUGUUCGCAAUGGCAUUUUCUGGGGUACAUGGCAUGGUAUUUCUGAUGAUGUUCCCAGUGGAUACAGGCAAUCCUUUAAAUCAGUAAAAAUCAUGAUCAGACCCAAAACUUUUGUGCAGUAAUUCUACACCUUCCUCUUAACUAGUUUGCAUUUGGAUUGCACUCAAAAUCAUACUUAUGCAGUAUUAUACUCAGAAUUCAAAUAUUCAGUUACGUUUGGCAUAAAAUAGUUCUAGACAAAACAACAUACUUCCACAAAUUUUUAGCGAUGUUUUGGCCCAUAUAAUGUAUUAAAAACAGCAUGAAUGUUUCUGAAUAGUUACUGCUAAAACUUAGCACAGGUUAAGUCUUGGUAUCAUUAUGUAAAUAUUCUAAACAUUGCUUUUGGUGCUUUUACUGACUGUGAUAUACC
Messenger RNA from Pelecanus crispus (Dalmatian pelican), 1695 nucleotides. It is a transcript of the gene FGL2, whose product is annotated as fibrinogen like 2. The record is from RefSeq and is a predicted model, not a curated record. NCBI's taxonomy places the organism in Eukaryota, Metazoa, Chordata, Aves, Pelecaniformes, Pelecanidae.